Molecule: messenger RNA, 3421 nt
Organism: Onychostoma macrolepis
Lineage: Eukaryota; Metazoa; Chordata; Actinopteri; Cypriniformes; Cyprinidae
Product: nuclear GTPase SLIP-GC-like
Exons: 25
Coding region: 503-3118 (871 amino acids)
Molecular function (GO): GTPase activity
Source: RefSeq, a predicted model, not a curated record
AACCUGAGAUGAACCACCACACCCUGUAUGAACAAAAGGAAGUGCGUUGAUGCAGUUAGAAAUAAUGUCUUGUUGAGCAGCAUGAAGAGAAAAACAGCGCUUUAGAUUGCAGUCUCAAGAUACAACUGACACCUGAGAUUCUUGAGACACACAUACGCAGACUAAGGAUAAGAGAUCGCGCUGCGCACAAACAUUCAGGAGGACACAAACUUCUUGAGAACGCUGCCCCGCGACCUUAUCAAGGUUAACUUCAAAGCUGCGAUGACGUCAUCGCUUUGGGAACACCCUCAGUGUGACGAAUGUCUGAAGCCCUUAUACCAUCACGCCAAUUUAUUAGCCCUUAUACCCCCACUUGUACAUAACGUAUGCUAUAUCAGCGUGCAGCGCUAUUUCAUCAGAUUUCAAUUGCUUCAGGAAGCGAAUCAUCUGUCGCCCGUUGGAAGGCGUUUUCGCCGUGUUCUCAGCUAUUUCUUCAGGGAAAAAAAGCAGUCUACUCCUCUCAAUGGACACGAUGAGCCAUAUGAAGUGCAUCGAGCCGUGUGACAGGUUCAUCACAGCAGGAGACACACAUGACAGGACAACCAUGUAUGCAGUUGUUACCUUGCAAGACUCAGAUGAGGUGAUGGUGGCACCAUCAAACUGGUUGAGCGAAGACAAAAAACAAUGUUACUGGCCUCCAUUCAAAUCAACAGGGAAGUACUUGGAAGCCGUUAAGAACCAUCUUGAGCCUUCAACAGGAAAGAAACCAUGGGAGAAAAUAGCUAUUCUGUUUCACUCAGAAUAUGGCACUUACGAGCAGGCCAAGGAAAAGCAAGCAGCAAUGACAGAGGAGAAAGAGCAACCAGUCAAAACAAGAAAACAAGUAGUAGAAACAUCUCCAUUGUCUCCUGUGUUAUCACAAUCUGCUCUGUCAGGAAUUUCCACUCAUGGCAUUUUGUCCAAAAACAUCCACCACACAAUGGUCAACAAAGGUAUUAAAAGAAAACGUGAACCAUGUGAUUUACAUACCAGUGCAAAGUUUAAUUCAGAUAUAUUCGUUUUGAAGAUGGUGAAACAGAUCAUGGCAGAAGUUAAAAUUAGAAUUCAAAACAUUAACAGCACAGUUCAAACAACAAUUGAACAAAAAAACAACAUUUUAGAUGCCAUUGCAAAAAUGAACGAUAUUAUGGAUGAAGACAACAAAAGAAAGGAAACCAUUGGUGUUUUUGGAAAGACAGGAGAAGGAAAAAGCUCCCUAUUAAAUGCAAUCUUGGGAUUAGAUUAUUUACUGCCAUCUGGUAGUUUUGGUGCCUGUACAUCUGUAGUUACUCAGGUGGAAGCCAAUCAGACUGACUCGAACUACACAGCAGAGAUUGAACUCAUCUCUAAAGAGGAAUGGGAAAAUGAGAUUUCUUCAACUGAUAGCAGGGACGAAGAAAGAAUCACUGCAGUGUAUGGAGCUGAUGCAGAUAAGAAAACACUGGAAGAACUUAAGAAAGAUGACAAAUAUGCUGAAAUUGAUAACCUUUUGUCAACCAUGAAAAAAACAAUUUCACACACUGAAGUCUCUGAAUUUAGAAAUGAUGUUGCAUGUUACAUACAACACAAUGCAUCAGGUUGUGGUGGCUGCUACUGGCCACUUGUGAAGAGCGUGACGAUCAAGAUUCCAGGUUGUCAUGAACUCCUGGAACACAUUGUGCUUCUUGAUAUUCCUGGGACUGGAGACUGCAACAAGAUAAGAGAUGACCUGUGGAAAACUAAACUGAGAGAGUGCUCUUCUGUUUGGGUUGUAAGUGAUAUAAUUCGAGCAAUCACUGACGGAGACCCCUGGGGUAUAAUACAGCACUGCAUUCAAGACUUGGGACCAGGGGGAGAGUGCAAAAACAUUAACUUCAUCUGUACCAGAACUGAUGUCAUGUAUUCAAAUGAAUAUCUAAGAUCUGAACGCCUCUCUGGAGAUGAAAUUUCUGUUUCGAACUUGAAAACAUGGUGCAUACUUCAUAGGAACAACCGUGCAAAGGAAAUUGUGAAAAAGAAGUUUGAAAAUCUUGAAAACAUGAAAUCAAAAGCCAGAUUCAUCCCUGAUGUUUUCACUGUCAGCUCCAAAACAUACUUAGAUAAAAAUCCACAUCUGGAACCGAUUAAAACAGAAAUACCAAAGCUGCAAGAAGUUCUGAAGAACACUAACAAGAGAAUUAAACAAGAACUGACCAGAGAUUAUGUUAAUGCAGCGAAGGGAGUUUUGUCCUUUGUACAAAGCAUCCAACUAGAUACAGAUGAAAAAAUGGUGGAGAUAAAAGGUCUAGUCCGUAAAAAUUUGCAGGAGAAUCUAGCAAAGGCACUGAAGGAGUUGAAUUGUCAGUUUGACUUACUUUACAAGAUUAUGGAUCAAUGUCUUUCAAAAGGUGUGGAGAAAUCAGUGAAACUGUGUGUUGACAGCAAAAACUCCAUGAUUGCAUCUGUUGCACCUAACGAUAAGAGGGGAUUCCAUAAAACCCUUCAAGCAUUGUACAAGAACAAAGGAUGCUAUUGGCCAAAAAACCGGGAUGCACCCCUAGAUCUAAACAUGUGCUUGGCCGAACACAUGCAUGACAACAUCGAUGCUGAGUUUAAUUUAAUUUUUCUUGUUGAUGACAAUAACAAAUCAGGAAUGUCAGUGCAAGAGCAGAUCGAUAAGUUUGGUAUUAUCCAAAGUGGCACUGCUUACUCACCAUCUUCCAUGUUAUAUCACAUGGAAAACUUCAUUAAAACAGAGGAAACCAAAGUGAAGGCAUUGCUCAAAAGAGAAGUUGUUGAUAGAAAGAAGAAAAUCUACUCAUCAAUCCAAACAACAAUUCAGAAUCAAAUGACUGCUGGCUAUGAACAAGCUGCAAAGUUGAAAGGAAAUAACGCCAUGAAGAAGAGGGAGAAAAAAAUAACGCAAACAAUUGAACUGUUAAAACACAGCAUGUUUAAAGAUGCAAAAAUGGAAGUGCUGAAUCAGUUCAUGGAAUUAAGGAAGCAUAUAUGCAAGACUCUUAAAUCGGAGUUAAACAGAUCAGUGGAAAGCUCACUUUCACAAACCACCAAAACCACCCUUAUGGAUGUCUCCAGUGAGAUUGAAAAGCUGGAGAGACUGUCAAGGCAGCUAUCUGACUGAGGUCAUCAUUUAAAGGAUAGGACAGUAUAUAUUGACAGGAAAACAAGUGGGAGAGAGAGAUGGGGGACAUGAUUGGGAAAAGACCACGAGCUGGGACUUGACCUCGGGUCACCCAAAGCGCAAUGACGCUACACUGUAUGUCGCAUGCUGCCCACGAGGCUAUUGCCACUGACAUGCAUUAAAUAAUGUUAAGGAAACUGGUUGAAACGAACUGUGGUAGUUGUGCUUAUGUACACAGACAGCAUAGUCUGUAUUCACAAAUCAGUAAGACUAAUCUUAAAAUAAAAACCUUCUGAUGUGAAA